GUCAGCGUUGCUUGCGUGCACAAGGAUGGCCCGUCCUCAGAGCUCCAGUCUCUCAUUGCGGCCACCGCAGCCGCAGUUUGCCGCUGCGAUCCGGAGGGUUCCUGCCCUAUUUGCCUUGCGAGAUGGACCCCGGAAGACAGCUUGAUCGUCCUGUCUUGCCACCACGUCCUCCACGUGGACUGCUUUUGGAAAGUGAUUAUGUCUUCCGGAGCCGAGACUUUACGAGGA
This is a messenger RNA of Symbiodinium necroappetens, 228 nucleotides long. The record is from the annotation of a GenBank genome assembly. NCBI's taxonomy places the organism in Eukaryota, Dinophyceae, Suessiales, Symbiodiniaceae.